Messenger RNA from Thermochaetoides thermophila DSM 1495, 1215 nucleotides. RefSeq lists its product as uncharacterized. Lineage: Eukaryota; Fungi; Ascomycota; Sordariomycetes; Sordariales; Chaetomiaceae. Gene Ontology annotation, molecular function: oxidoreductase activity. The record is from RefSeq and is a predicted model, not a curated record. The transcript has 2 exons. Bases 1 to 1215 code for a protein of 404 amino acids.
AUGGCUCCCGGGAUUCUCGUUGACGAGCCUACCAAGGCUCCCUUCACACCUCCUAUUUCUAAGCGCAACGACGAUGCUCCCCGGCAUAUCUUCCCCGACGGGAUCCGCACUUCGGGCCAGCACCCACCUCUCUAUGAUCUCCUCAAGCCUUAUGAAGCUUUCCCAAAGGAGAUCACAGGGCCUACUGUUUGGAAAAAGGAAGAUUUCGUUGACCACCCCGAACGUUGGAUCCAUCGCUUCACCGAGGAAGAGAUUGAUGAGCUCUCUGAGGCUACAGACGCUUUUAUCGCUAGCGGUACUCCGCUGGAAGGCAUCUCGAAAGAGUUUUUCCCCCUUCCCAAACUUGCGCCCACUCUUGCAGCCCUACGUGAUGAUCUCCUCAACGGCAAGGGCUUUAUCCUCUUCAAGGGUUUUCCCGUAGGGAAAUGGGAACCCCUAAAAACUGCGGCAGCCUAUAUGGGUCUCGGCACUCAUUUGGGUUACUUCGUCUCCCAGAACGGCCUCGGGCACGUCCUGGGCCACGUCAAAGACGUUGGCGACAACCCGGAGCAGAUUGACUCUGUGCGCAUCUACCGCACGGCUGCCCGUCAAUUCUUUCACGCCGACGACUGUGACAUCGUCGGGCUUCUGUGCCUGCACCGUGCCCAAGAGGGCGGUGAGAGCGACAUCGUGAGUGUCCACAAUGUGUGGAACAUCCUCCAACGGGAGCAUCCAGAUGUCGCAGAACUGUUGACCAAGCCCAUCUGGUACUUUGACCGCAAGGGCGAGGUGUCAAUUGGCCAGGAGGAGUACAUUCGACAGCCGGUGGUGUAUCUCGAGAAGGAUGGGAGCAAGGGUCGGUUGUACUGCAAGUGGGAUCCGUACUAUGUUCGGUCGCUUUGGCGUUUCUGGGAUAAGGGCCUAUUGCCGCCACUGAGCGAUGAGCAGAAGAGGGCGAUGCAGAUUCUGGAAGAUACAUGCCAACGUGAAGCGUUGCACAUGAUCCUUGAAGUAGGAGAUAUCCAAUUUGUGAGCAACUCACAUUUGCUUCACGCUAGAACAGCGUAUAAAGACUUCGCUCCCCCAGCUCCGCGUCGUCAUCUGCUUAGACUGUGGCUUGCCACUCCUGAAGGUGAAGGUGGCUGGGCUUUGCCCAUGCCUGAUAGCCAUGAGAAGAAACGCGGAGGAGUUCAGGUCAACGACACUCCGCCAAGGGCCCCGCUAGAUGCAGAGUGA